AUGGUUCAGGUGUUCUCAUGGGAACUGCCACUCAUCGCCAUCAUCGGCAUCGGAUGCGGCGUCCUCGCUAUAGUCGCCGUCGUCCUCGCUAUAAUGAUUUACUGCUGCUGCUGCCUCUAUCGAGCCCCCAAGAAGCCGCGGCGCCUGAAUGACGAGGAGGCGCGGGGCCGAGUCCCCGCGUCGCAAGCAUCGCCGCACCACAAGCCCGCCCUAGCGUACCACCGCAACGGUUCCGCCUUGCCUCCCGCCGGCUCACCCGGCCAGCAACCGCAGCUGCCGUAUUCACCGCAGCCCCCCCCGCGCGAGCUUCUUCCGCCAGCGGCAGCGGUUGGGGGGCCGCCGCGACCCGGGGCACCAGGCGCAGUCGCGGUCGCGGGCGCGGGCGCGGCGGCAGGGGUGGCGGCGAGGGCGGCGGCGGGGAAGCCGCUGGCUAAGUGGGAGGAGGACCUGCGGGACGGGCUGUUCCGCAAGUACUCGCUGGACGAGAUCCGCGCCGCCACGUGGGGCUUCAGCCGCGGCAACUUCUUGGGCGAGGGCGCGUUCGCGACGGUGUACCGCGGCGUGGGGCAGUCGGGCGCGCAGUGGGCCGUGAAGCGGUCCAAGACGGCUCUGCCACCCGGGUCUUCGGGCGCGGGCGACUUCGAGAAGGAGGUGAUGACGAUCUCGCGGCUGUCGCACAAGAACCUGGUGCGGCUGCUGGGGUACUGCGUGGAGGACGCGGAGCACAUCCUCGUCUACGAGUACGUCCCGGCCGGCACGCUCUCCACCGCGCUCGCGCGCAAGGGCCCUCCGUACCUGACGUUCAAGGAUCGGCUGAACAUCGCGGUGGGCACGGCGGAGGGGCUGCAGUACCUGCACACGGCGGCCGUGCCGCCCGUGAUCCACCGCGACAUCAAGCCCGACAACAUCCUGCUGGACGCGCGCAUGCGCGCCAAGGUCGCGGACUUCGGCCUGCUGAAAUUCAUUCUCGAGGGCAAGGAGGGCGCGGUGACGGGCGAGAUGGAGUCGCUGUACACGCGCGUGGCGGGCACGCCGGGGUACCUGGACCCCGAGUACCACUGCACCGCCAAGGUGACGGUCAAGGGCGACGUGUACAGCUUCGGCGUGCUGCUGCUCGUGCUCUUCACGGGCCAGCGCGCCAUCAUCGCGCCCUCCAGCCUCAUGUCCCUCGGCGCGGGGUCCGCGGGGAGCGGAGGCGCGGCGCCAGGCCAGUCGGAGGGCGGAAGCAGGCCGGGGGAGGGCAGUCGCACCCCCGAGAGCCGCCGGAGCGACUCACGCGGGGUUGCGGGCGGCGGGUCGCCGGCGGGGUCGGAGGGCGCGGAGUGGCAGUCGGGACCCGUGCACAUCUCGGCGUGGGUGGGCCCGCUGGUGCAGGCGAAGAUGGUGGAGCGCGUGGCGGACCCCAACCUGGGCGGCGACUACGACCGCGCCGUGCUGCUCAAGGUGCUGCAGGUCGCGCUGCAGUGCAUCCGCGCGUCCUCCAAGGCGCGCCCCGACAUGUCCGCCGUCGUGCGCUGGCUGGUGGACCUGCGCGAGCAGGUGGCGCAGCAGGAGCGUGCAGCGCUGGCGGCGUCGCGCGGGGAGGUGAGCGAGGAGGGGGAGGGGUCGGAGGGGUCGGGGUUCGCUGCGGAGAAGCUGUGGCGCGCGCCGUGGCUGCUGGAGGAGAGCGGUGAGGGGGGCAGCACGGAGAGCGCGCAGGGAAGAGAGCAGUCGGCGGUCGAGACUUCCGUGGCGGCGAGUAGCGUACCGGAGGAGAGCUACGAGGCGAGUGUGGAGUGGAGUGCGGUGAAGAGGGGUGAUGAGGACAGUGCCUGGUCGGAUGUGCAGCCAUCAGAAGGCUCGGCUGCCGCGGCUGCUGCUGCUGUUGGCGGUAGUAGCUCAGGAGUGCAUCGUCCUCUGCCCGCUUUAAGUGAGGGCGAUGAGGGCAGGGCGUCCCUACCGGGGCGGACAGGGGGAGGAUGCAGCGUGCAGGAGUCAGCGCAAGCCACUGGGUAUGCCUCUGAGGGCGGUUCCGGUGCUGCUGUUGGUAGCGCUGGUGCUUACGGUAUGGGAAACAUGUCUGCUUCGGCAACGAAUGUUGCCACAGAAGCAGAGGCGGCGGCGGCGGCAGCUGCUGCUGCUGCGGCUGCAGGGCAGCAGAGAAGGACUCGAGCCACUGGAACUGCUGCAGGCACCCCUGUUGCUAUGCAGCCCAGUGCAUAUGCUUCCGCCCGAGCCCCUCUCUCGCCCCGUGCUGCUGCUGCCCCGCCAGGUACAGGCGCUGUGGCACGGCUGCCUGCGACAUCCGGUGCAGCAGGGUUUGCGACGGGGUACUAUGACUCGGGUGUGCUGGCCGCGCCCACACUGCCGCACACAGAGCAGUCUGAAGUGACUCCCAGGAUUUUAGUUCUGUUCUCAAACUACUCCCUGUGUUCUCACUACAACCCUGUGUAG
Molecule: messenger RNA, 2433 nt
Organism: Closterium sp. Naga37s-1
Lineage: Eukaryota; Viridiplantae; Streptophyta; Zygnematophyceae; Desmidiales; Closteriaceae
Source: the annotation of a GenBank genome assembly